This is a messenger RNA of Orbicella faveolata, 2514 nucleotides long. RefSeq names its product tubulin polyglutamylase TTLL7-like. Gene Ontology annotation, molecular function: tubulin-glutamic acid ligase activity; tubulin binding. The record is from RefSeq and is a predicted model, not a curated record. Gene Ontology annotation, biological process: protein polyglutamylation; microtubule cytoskeleton organization. Lineage: Eukaryota; Metazoa; Cnidaria; Anthozoa; Scleractinia; Merulinidae. Gene Ontology annotation, cellular component: ciliary basal body.
GUUUUUCUAGAUCAAUAAAGUUUUUGAAUGAAUGGCUACAGUCUAUGGAUUAUGAUGUAAAUUUUCUUUGGCAUAACAUAACAGAUGUCCUUGUAAAAACAUUAAUAGUUGCCCAACCUCACAUUCUUCACUCUUACCGUAUGUGCCGGCCUGGUGCACCUCCUGGUAGUGAAAGUGUUUGUUUUGAGCUUCUUGGCUUUGAUAUUUUGCUGGAUCGAAAGCUUAGACCAUGGCUUUUGGAGGUAAAUCGUUCACCUAGCUUUGGCACUGACACCAAACUGGAUAGUGAAAUAAAAGGAGGAGCGCUAUGUGACGCACUGAAGUUGCUAAAUAUCAGAGCAAGCGACAAAAGACGGGGCAUUGCGGCUGAAAAAGCAGAGGCACAGAAAAGACUGUUAACACAACCGAAAAGGAGCGAAUAUGCCAUGUCGGAACUGGAAAAAAAGAAGAUGAUUUUAAAUAAACGCCGAACGGAACUUGUAAGUUUGAAGCUUACGCGAUAUUGUAAUUUUGUUAAAUCGAUUUCUGAAGAAGAAAUCCUCGACUUAUUAGAGCAAUGUGAAGCUGAUGAGAAUAUCACGUUUGACAGAUCUGGAAACCGGCCAAUGAGUAAAGGACCUAAGCCCUUGUCAUCUAUGCCAAGCGCAAAAUCCACCCCUAGCAAAGUGGAUUCUUCAUCUUCGUCUUCUUCCGUUUCUUCAAACCCNCCUAAGGACGCGGCUUUCUUGGACGCUGCCGUGCGAGAGAGAGAAGAAGAACUUAGUCGGCGAACACUACAAGCUUUGCUUGACAUGAGGAUAAAAUUUCCUGGGAAAACAGACGAAGAAGCAGAAGUCAUUUUAGAAAGCAUUCAAGAUAACUGGAAGUUUCAUAAGCCAAGAGUGGCUUCAUAUUGGUUGGUGAAGCUUGACUCGAUAAAGCGGAGAAAGGUUGUGGAUAUCGUGCGAACAAACGUUCGUGCCAUUUUACAGCGCGUGUGGCGAGCAUCUGAAGUAGAUAACUUGCGUCUUUGCCGGGUUUUCUCGAGAGUGUUUAACAGAUUGUUAUGGAGUCAUGGACAGGGAUUAUGGAAUUGCUUUUCAAACUUGGGAAAUUCGUGGGAGACAAUAUUCAGCAAGAGCACGGAGGUUAUAUCUAUGACAGAGAUGAGCUGCUGUCGUCGGAUCGUCCAGCUGUGUCGUGAUUGUUUACUGAUUGUGUAUCAGUUUGCCGCUGACGCUAAAGCUGCAGGCGCUGCCUCGGUUGUGACUCAAGGGACGACACCUCAGGAAUCGGACAUGAGGCAUAGGGAUGUUAUACAUAGGACCCCAGACCUUACCUCACAGCAAACUCUAACAGCGAGGAUGGCCAAAUAUUACAAAGCGUCCCAGCUGACACAAGGGCACUUAUGAGAAGGGGCCGGGUAAUGAUGGAGCUCUUUACCCAGGACUCAGGGAGAUGCGUGACAAAAGCCCUGACAGAAAGUACCUCCUGAGAUGAGCCAGAUAAUGGACGAAUUAUGUACGUGGAACUCAAGAACCAGCUGAAGAUUUUAAGAUAUUUAAUGAUGUAUUUGUUUUUUAGAUAUAUUUAUGAAUUUUUUUCAGUCCUAAACCACGUACAUACAGAACAAACCUUUAUAUCUUUUUUUGCUUUAUCUUUACCAAGAGGUCUUCCUCGUAGUAAGAGGAGUCGUGGGUAACGUGAUCGAAAUCCUGCAGUCUGAUUGGUUAAACGCUAAAUCGUCUCCUCUUACUACUCUCCUCUUCUGUUCCUAUAUGUCCGACGUUGUACAGUGGAACCAUGAUAGAACAUUAUACGCGUAGCUAUUUAUCAACUUGAAGCUGAUAAAGGCAAAUGGGCCGUCCUAGCGAGUUUGAGAAACGUGACGUGUCGAGUGUUAACACAUUGCUCUGACUACUUCACAAUAAUAAUUUACCGUUGUCAGCAGCUUCAAGUCGUUAAAUAGCUAAGUGUUUCAGUUUCCUGGCGCCAAUGCAGCCCAGCAGUUUCUUUAGAAACUAACAUCUUUUCCCCGUAUAACUUACGAUAUUCUUCAGCUUGGUCAAAGUUACAGGAAAAUGUAUGGAACAAAAUCCUGGUAUGAUGAACCCCUGUUGUAACAAACACAUUUUCCAGGUUUCUCUCCGUUAUAUCAGGGCUCCACAGUAAUUUCCUUGAAAUCAUUGCAAGCAGUCGGCUGGUUUCCUGUCUGCAAGAAUUGAGCCUGUGAUAUUCACAGAUGCGGCUUCUUGAAAAGAUGUCACUGGGCCCGUUUGUCUGUUACCACGCGAUCGACUUGUUCACAUCGAUCAGGCGAUCGAAGUUUUUCUUUCAGUCCCGUCAAACGACCUGUUGCACUGCUUCAAUAGAAGUAGUAAUUGGCCAAUGGUCAGUAUUUGAAAAAAAAAGUCCUAACCAAAGGUAAUUUGUCGCAUUUGUAUCGAAUGUUGCCUCUUGAGCAGGCGUUACCUUGGCUUGUCAAGCCAUCUUUAGUCUCCAACGAGAAGAGAUUGCGUGUUACCCCUCCCCCCC